CUGAUUGGACAAACAGGGUUCAUGGAAUUUUCUAAGGAAGGUGACCUUAUGAUAGGAGGGAUCGUUUCGAUGGCGAGCACACGAAAACUGUUUGACAAUGGCUAUCAAGAACUUCCAACAUACUACUGCAAAAAGUGGAAUGACAGAGAGCUGAAAUUUGCCAGGACAAUGAUUUUUACUGUAGAGGAGAUCAACAGAGAUGCGGUGCUCCUGCCGGGACUGACUCUGGGUUACAGGCUGUUCAAUGGCUGUGGGACUGAGAACCUGAUACGUGCAGCUGUGGAGGCUAUCAAUGGAAACGGUUCAAACAGCUGCAGCGGUCAGAUCCAGGCUCUCUUAGGCCAUUCUUCCUCUGGAGUGACUGAAGGCAUAAACCGAAUCCUGAGCCCACUAUCGAUUCCACAGGUGAGCCACCUUUCAACUUGUGCCUGUUUAAGUGACAGAAGACAUUUUCCAACCUUUUUCAGGACAGUUCCAAGUGACCGGUUUCAAAUCUCUGGUCUGGUGCAGCUUUUGAAAUAUUUCGACUGGCGCUGGGUGGGGGUUAUCUACAGUAUCGGUACAUAUUCAGAGGAGGGCACAGCUGAAUUUGUUCAGGGGGCAAAGAAAGAGGGAAUUUGUGUUGAAUAUAUCCUGCCUUUUUCAAGGAAAUCUGACAAAACAGUCAUCGCUAUUGUAGAGGCACUCAGGACAUCGACAUCAAAGGUGGUUCUGUUGUAUGCUUCUUUGUUCUACACCAAAUUGUUGUUGCCAAAAUUGGAAGCUUACAACAUAACUGGAAAGCAGUGGGUUGGCACAGAAGCUUGGAUCACACAAGGAGACCUGGCUUCUGCUGAGAGAAAGAGCAUUUUACAGGGGGCAAUGGGUCUUGCCCUUCCAAAGACAUCGAUACCAGGUCUUGGUGAAUAUCUGCUCAGCUUGAAACCAUCCGAUGAGCCACACAGUGCUAUCAUUAAAGCUUUCUGGGAGAAGUUCUUUGACUGCAGCUUCUCUCCGUCAAACACCUCUGUUCUGUGCACUGGUGCUGAGGAUCUAACCACAGUCUCAAGUGACUACACAGACGUGGCAUACUUCAGGGAAGAGAAUAAUGUGUAUAAAUCUGUAUAUUCAGUAGCAUAUGCGCUGCAUUCACUCCUGCAAUGUCAAAAUGGCUCAAAUCCAACCACGGGAAAGUCCUGCGUCAACCCCAAUGAAGUGUUGGAGCAUAUGAAACAUGUGAACUUCACCACAAAGAAUGGUGCCAAGGUUUUCUUUGAUGAAAAUGGUGAUGCAGUUGCCCAGUAUGAUAUAGUAAACUGGCAAAUGAAAGAUGAUAGCUCAGCUGAAAUUAUCAAUAUUGGCCAGUAUGAUACCUCUUUUGUGGAGGAGGAAAGAUUUAAACUGAAAAAAGAUGUCACGAUCGUUUGGGGCGGAAACAGCGCUGAGGUUCCAAGGUCUGUCUGCAGAGAGCCGUGUCCACCGGGGACUCGAAAGGCCAUAAACAAGAACAGACCUUUGUGUUGCUUUGACUGCUUUGAGUGCCCCGAGGGAACUAUCAGCAACCAGACAGACGCUCCAGACUGUUUCUUGUGUCCGCCUGAAUUUUGGCCUAAUGAGGAGAGAAACAGAUGUCUCCCAAAACCAACUGAAUUCCUCUCUUACAAAGAGAUCAUGGGGGCGCUACUGACCGCAGUUAGUAUUAUUGGGGUGUUUCUCUCUCUGCUGAUAUCAACAGUGUUUUGGACUCAUAAGGAGACUCCAAUAGUGAGAGCCAACAACUCUGAGUUGAGCUUCCUGUUGCUCUUCUCAGUGAAGCUGUGUUUCCUCUGUUCUCUGACUUUCAUUGGCCGACCCACUGAGUGGUCCUGCAUGCUGCGACACACAGCGUUUGGGAUCACUUUCGUGCUCUGCAUUUCUUGUGUUCUGGGGAAGACUGUUUUGGUUUUAAUGGCUUUCAGGGCAACGCUUCCUGGCACCAAUAUAAUGAAAUGGGUUGGGCCAGUUCAGCUGAGACUCGGCGUUCUGUGUUUCACCUUAAUUCAGGUUCUGAUUUGUAUACUUUGGCUUACAAUCAAUCCUCCAUUCCCCAACAAGAACAUGAAACAUUACAAAGAUAGGAUUAUUUUGGAGUGUGCACUGGGUUCUCCGAUUGGAUUCUGGUCUGUGCUGGGUUACAUUGGACUCCUAGCAAUCUUGUGUUUUGUUCUUGCUUUCCUUGCUAGAAAAUUACCCGAUACAUUUAAUGAAGCCAAGCUGAUCACCUUCAGCAUGCUGAUAUUCUGUGCAGUCUGGAUCACGUUUAUCCCAGCAUAUGUCAGCUCUCCUGGGAAAUUCACUGUCGCUGUGGAGAUAUUUGCCAUUCUGGCAUCCAGUUUUGGUUUACUGGUUUGCAUUUUCAUUCCUAAAUGCUAUGUCAUAAUUUUCCAUCCCCAACAAAACUCAAAAAAGCAUUUGGCACUAAAAGUGCCACAAAAAGCUGCCAUUUAA
Salarias fasciatus (jewelled blenny) is the source of this 2466-nucleotide messenger RNA. Its product is annotated as extracellular calcium-sensing receptor-like. Gene Ontology annotation, cellular component: plasma membrane. Gene Ontology annotation, biological process: G protein-coupled receptor signaling pathway. The transcript has 6 exons. Bases 22 to 2466 code for a protein of 814 amino acids. Gene Ontology annotation, molecular function: G protein-coupled receptor activity. The record is from RefSeq and is a predicted model, not a curated record. NCBI's taxonomy places the organism in Eukaryota, Metazoa, Chordata, Actinopteri, Blenniiformes, Blenniidae.